Molecule: messenger RNA, 573 nt
Organism: Funneliformis caledonium
Lineage: Eukaryota; Fungi; Glomeromycota; Glomeromycetes; Glomerales; Glomeraceae
Source: the annotation of a GenBank genome assembly
AUGUACUUAUGGUUUACUCCCACAGAACCAACUCUUCGCGACUUUUACAAUGCUACACAAAAAAAAUCUGAAGAAUAUCAUGCUUGUUUAACUACUACUAUAUAUGGCGAAACAUAUUUGGACCCAGAAAAAGUUAAAGCUAGAGGUUUUGAUAUAAACGAAGCAAUUGAGGUAGGGAAUGAAAUGAUCAGAUUGUCAGGGGAAUGGUUUGAUAAAACAACAAAAGAGAAAGGAUUUCACACUAUGUUCAAGGAAUUUAUUGAUCAAGCUCCGCCACAAUUUGUAAAUAAAAGAUCGAAUUUUUCGAGUUUUGAUGAUUUGUAUGACUUCACAAAGAAAGAAAAGAAGGGAAAUAAGAAUAAUAAAAAGCUAUCAAAAAAGAAAAUUCGUUCUUUAAUGAACAAAGCUUCAUAUCUUGUGGGCCGUAAAAUCAAACUUGAAGAUAAAUUAUAUGUCAAAGUCAUUGCCGUAAAGACGAACGAUGACGGUGUAUUUUUGGAGGUGGAGGAAAAAGUGGGAGAUAAAUUGGAAUAUUAUGAAAUUAUGUAUCAACAAGAUAUGGUUGGAUUAUAA